AUGGACCGCAGAAGGUCGCCACCACCACGCAAUUACCGAGACCAGGAAUACGACAGACAACGAGACUCUGGACGGCGUGAUGGCGGCAGCCGGCGGUAUCCAGAAGAGCGUGACCGCGAGUCCAAUCGGCGAAGACGUGAAGACGAGCAAUACGGCUACUCUGAGCGCGAACGGGAACGGGAACGGAAUCGAGAUAGGGACCGUUAUGAAAGCAGCUCAAGACGACGUUCUGCUUCGCCUCGACGACGGGGCUCGCGUUCACUUUCUCCAAGAAGCAAGGCCAAACCGGAUUUCAAGGCAUCAGGGUUGCUGGCCGCAGAAACUAACACAGUGCGGGCUGCUAAUGGCGACUCCACCGUACUCAAAUACAAUGAGCCUCCAGAGGCACGAAAACCAAUAGUAGGCUGGAGAUUGUACGUGUUCAAAGGCGAAGAGCAGGUCGAACUACUCCAUAUUCAUCGACAGAGCGCAUACCUGAUCGGGAGAGACCGUAUCGUGGCUGAUAUCUCCGUCGACCACCCGUCGUGUUCCAAGCAGCAUGCAGUCAUUCAGUAUCGUUUCAUCCAACAAAAAGAUGAAUUCGGGACGUCCAAAGGCGUUAUCAAGCCGUUUAUCAUAGACCUCGAAUCGACGAAUGGCACCUUUGUGAAUGGUUCAGCCAUUCCUGUGUCGCGGUACUAUGAGUUGAAGGCCAGCGAUGUAAUCAAGUUCGGUACUUCCACGCGAGAAUAUGUCCUACUACAUGACGAAGCAUCAUGA
Mycena indigotica is the source of this 759-nucleotide messenger RNA. Its product is annotated as FHA domain-containing protein. Gene Ontology annotation, biological process: maintenance of RNA location; mRNA splicing, via spliceosome. The transcript has 5 exons. Gene Ontology annotation, molecular function: protein binding; mRNA binding. Gene Ontology annotation, cellular component: nucleus. NCBI's taxonomy places the organism in Eukaryota, Fungi, Basidiomycota, Agaricomycetes, Agaricales, Mycenaceae. The record is from RefSeq and is a predicted model, not a curated record. The coding region runs from base 1 to 759 and encodes 252 amino acids.